Molecule: messenger RNA, 4835 nt
Organism: Harmonia axyridis
Lineage: Eukaryota; Metazoa; Arthropoda; Insecta; Coleoptera; Coccinellidae
Product: neuroligin-4, X-linked-like
Exons: 9
Coding region: 550-3435 (961 amino acids)
Biological process (GO): synaptic vesicle endocytosis; chemical synaptic transmission; postsynaptic membrane assembly
Cellular component (GO): postsynaptic membrane; synapse; cell surface
Molecular function (GO): signaling receptor activity; neurexin family protein binding
Source: RefSeq, a predicted model, not a curated record
UAAAACUGAAACAAUCGUUGUGUAUAGCCAACAUGCGCAAAACCGAAAGUUGCACUCAAUCAAUCGCCCAUUAACUGAAAAUUCUGACUCACCCCCCCAAUUCAUUCCAGAAACGACAUCAAGAAUAAACGUCUUGCCCUGUGUACGUUACUCCACCUAGCUCAACCCUUCUAAUUAAAUUUACUGCGUGAGCAGGGGAAACUACCCGUUCAAAACCGGAAGAGGCAUUUUAAGUGCCAGCUUCAACAUUUCUUAAUUGUUGUCUGCGCCGGUUAACCCUGCAGAAUUACAUGAGCCAUUAAAAUCUGGAAAAUGAAUAAUAGAUACACUGGAACGGAGCUGUGAAGUAUACUGCAUGACAUAACCCCUCCUUCCUCUGAGGAUGUCCAAGAACCCUCGGUCUCCGCCUGAGCAUCUCAGCAUCUUACCGUGAUAUGUGACAAUGAAUUCGCCUAAUCAGUGAACUUUGAUCGCGAAAAUCGAGUAUCCAUUCGUAUGCGUGGAGUUUUGUGUAGAUGAAUUUAGACGGCGUGAUGUUUCCAACAUAAAAUGGGCAUGAGGAGUCGGGGAGGCAUGUUGAGACUGUUGGUGGUGUAUCUGGAACUCGUGAUCGUUAUCAGGGCCGCCCCUGCUUUCAUGAAAAACGCCAAAAUAAGCACCAGGAUCGUUCAGACGCGAUACGGUCGUCUUCAGGGAUUGGUGGUGCCUAUGGACCAGUAUAGAUAUCUGAAACCAGUCGAGGUUUUCUUGGGCGUACCAUAUGCCACACCACCGAUCCAAUCCAAUCGUUUCAGUCCCACGCGUGCGCCCAGUCCAUGGGACGGUGUUCGGAUUUCGGACAAGAUGGGACCGGUAUGUCCGCAGAAACUACCAGACAUCAGCAAUGAAACGGCGGCUUUAGAGAGAAUGCCCAAAGGAAGGUUGGAGUACCUGAAGAGACUCUAUCCGUACCUGAGGAACCAGAGCGAGGAUUGCCUCUAUCUGAACGUCUUUUCUCCUACUCAAGUGUCUUCCGAAACACGUCAUCCAGUUUUAGUUUACAUUCAUGGUGAGUCAUUCGAAUGGAACUCUGGAAACCCAUACGAUGGAAGUGUAUUAGCAUCCUACGCAGACCUGGUUGUAGUCACCUUGAACUAUAGACUUGGUAUAUUAGGUUUUCUCAAUGCCAAUCCGGCCCCUCAUCUGAAGGCAAGGGUAGCCAACUACGGUCUCAUGGAUCAAAUAGCAGCUCUACAUUGGAUCCAAAAGAACAUAGCCCUCUUCGGCGGUGACCCCAGCAACGUCACUCUAGUCGGCCACGGCUCAGGCGCAGCUUGUAUAAAUUUCCUCAUGAUCUCCCCCACAGUUAUGCCGGGUCUCUUUCACCGAUCCAUCCUCCUUAGCGGAUCAGCCCUAUCCUCCUGGGCUCUAGUAGAAGAUCCAGUCAAUUACGCCGUGAAGUUAGCCAGAGAGGUCAACUGCACGAUACCAGACGACGUGGGCAAAGACCACGAGAUGAUCGUCGACUGCCUCAGGGACGCGCCCUUGGACCAUCUCCUGAACGCUGAUGUGUCACCGCCAGCUUACCUAAGUAGUUUCGGACCCAGUGUGGACGGUGUGGUCAUCAAGACCGAUUUCGCGAAAGAACUAGUGACCUAUUUCAAACCCUCCGAACUCCAAAGUUUCGUGGGUGCGGUUAACGCCAACAUGAAGCGGAGCGAAGCUACCAUCACCCCCAGGGCAAACAACCCUUACGACCUCCUGUUCGGGGUCGUCACCAGCGAGGCCCUGUGGAGGUUCUCCUCCAACGACAUCCAAUCGGGAUUCGAGGGCGAACGCAGAGACAAGAUCAUAAGGACUUAUGUGCGGAACGCGUACACUUACCACUUGAGCGAGAUCUUUUUCACGGUCGUGAACGAGUACACGGAUUGGGAGAGGACGGUACAGCAUCCGAUCAACACCAGGGACGCCACUGUGCAGGCGUUGAGUGACGCUCAGUAUGUGGCGCCACUGGUGCAGACCGGGGAUCUGUUGAGUGUUAAGACGGCGCAGAGCGAGAAGGACCAGGUGGAUUCGAAGACGUUUUUUUAUGUGUUCGAUUACCAGACGAAAGAUGGCGACUAUCCCCAGAGAAUGGGAACUGUUCAUGGAGAAGAACUGCCUUAUCUAUUCGGUGCUCCUUUAGUGGAUGGCUUCAACCACUUCCCAAAGAAUUACAGUAGAGCCGAAUUGGCAUUAGCGGAGUCUUUCAUUAUUUUCAUAGGAAAUUUUGCUAGAACGGGGAACCCGAACGAACAUCACAAGCAGGAACCUGUGCUGGCCGCCUCCAGGGAAAGAAAUAGAUUUCGUUCCAUUCUCUGGGACGAGUACGAUUCAGUUCAUCAGAAAUAUCUGGAAAUAGGUAUGAAACCAAGAAUGAAGAACCACUUCAGAGCCCAUCAGCUAAGCGUUUGGUUGCGCCUCAUACCAGAGCUCCAUCGAGCUGGCAUGGAAGAUGUAGUCGCCCGUCACAACCUCUUCAGAAAUCAUAAUAACGCAGACCUCUACGAUGGCCCAGUCCGCCCGGAUCCUCUAUCAAGAGUAAGCUAUUACGAUCCCACCAUGGAGCUCAUCAGAAGAAGACCAAACUCCACACUCACCAGCAUCGAUGUCCCUACAACCAUCGAUACAAUAGUGACGACAUGCGUCAACGUAGUCUCAGCCAGCAAUUUCAACCACCAAUCUUUCCAGAACGCGAAUGCUUCCGAUCCCUUGGCCAGCUUAGAAGCGGCAGGAUACGCAGCGUAUAGCACUGCUUUGAGCGUUACCAUAGCUAUCGGUUGUUCAUUGCUUGUCCUGAACGUUUUGAUCUUCGCCGGAGUGUACUACCAACGUGAUAAGACCAGAUUGGAGGUGAAAUCUUUACAGCAACAGCAGAGGAAUCAGAGCAGCUUCGAAACCAUAUCCAAACACAGUCACUACCAUCUGGGCCACUCUCAAAGUUCCAAUAUAAUAGUGGACGUGGAACAGGACACCUCCGCAAUGAUUUUAAGCGCACAGAACGCCCAAGAAAUGCAUGCGAUGAGCAAACAGCAUCUCAGGCCGACUUUCCAGCUUCCAGGAUCUCUAUCAGCUCCUCCUCCAAGUCCAAACGAUUUGGCUCAACAAAACCAAUACAAAACGCUGCCGAAGAACGCCACCAACACCUCCUUCCACAGCUACAACCCGGGCUCUAUGACUCUUCCGAAAAAUUCCAGCCUGAUGAACAACUCCGCCUGUGUGAUAGCAGAGCUGCAGCAAGGCAUGGUCCAGCCUCCUAACGGAAACCCGCCAAUACCUAUGAACGUGCCAAGGCCGCCUCCACCGCCAAGGUCGAAGAGUCCACCGGAAAACCAGCCCUUGCUGCCGAACAACGUGGGCCUGAACAAGGGUAAUAUGAGGGUACCUCAGGCCGCCAUGAGCGAGAUGAGGGUGUGAUAUUCUGUGCUCAAGACUUUAUUCGUCCUUUAAAUUAAAUUCAAGUUUGUGGUGCAAAUAUACAAAUGAAGAACAAAUUAACUGAAUUCUUCAAGACACGCAGAAUAUCCAUUUUUGUCAUUUCAUCAAUUUCAUUUUAUGAUCUGGUUUUGAAGUCAUUCAGGAUAUAAUAAUAGAUUGUAAAAUAUUCGACUGUUACCGAUUAUAACAAGUUUUUCAUGUUCACUGAGAAACAUUAACAUGAAUGUUAACCAAGUAACAUGUUACCUUUAAACACAUAUGUAAAUAAUUAUUACUUUUCUCUGAUAUUCAAAGGAUUUGAUCAAUAUCUUGCAGCAUAUGGAUAUUUUAUUUUCAAGGUGUUGAAAUUUUCACGAUCAAAUAUCAAUUUUUCCUUCAAACAAAAUUAAUUAUUCGGUUUCCAUUGGAUAAACAUAUCAUCUAGCUCAUUUCCAUUGAUAGAAAUAUGUUUUUAUUUACUGCAACAUUUUUCCAGCAACAUUUUCUUAAUUGAGUCUAGGUGGCAUCAAAUGAAUGUAUAUAUUUAGGUGGAAUUUAUAUCAAAGUAAAUGAAUCUGUUCAUUCGUUCCAAAUUGUGAAAUAAAAUAAUUUUAUAGGAAUCAUGAAGAUAAUGAGAGUUAUAAAAUUUUAGUGUUUCAGUAUUAAUACCUGUUAACGAUUAGCUUAUGAAACGUAGCUUCGAAUUCGUUUCCAUAUGGCUCAUCUUCAUUGAAUCACUUCAUUCAUAAAAUAUUUUAUCAAAUGAAAAGUGAACAGAUUUGAUUUUAAAAUUUUUAUCAUCGAAGAAACAAUGAUUUUCCACAUCUGCUAGAAAUUUGAAAGAAAUGACUGCCAAUGCUAGUAGUAGGUACUCUGCUCUAGCAUUAUUUCCUAUUUGAUAAUAUUGGAAUGAACAUACCUUUGUAGUGCCAAAGGCUGAUUAAUUCGAUUAUUUUCCACCUUGGAAUUCAAUAGAACCAAGGACAGUCUUCUCCUCAGUGUAUAUAAGAUAAAGUGGAAUCGUUUCAAAUUUCAACGAAAAAUGGGGUAUAGCUUCAUAUAAAAUAGAGAUUAUUCAUUAUUACUGAAAGAUAGGUAAUUGUAAAUAUAUUUUUUCGGUGAACUUUGAAACUGAGAUAUUUUGAAGAUUCACAUGGGUUAUGAGUGAAAAAAGAUUAAUCUAGAAAAAUGGUGCAUAAGGCAAGAAACGAAUAUUAGAAUUAGGGGCAUGGGUACCUAUCUCUUUUCAAAUACCUACUUGUUCCACUUAUUUGUUAUUGAUAUUUCAACUAUUUGGUGAAUGAUGAAUAUGACCAUAUUUUUUUGUUAUGAAUCUGUAAUUUUGUUAUGACUAUGUUACGAUCAUGUGACACUAUUAUUAAUAAAAUCGUAUACUUAUU